AUGGCGAUUACAGCAGAUGGAGCCGACUUCAACAACGAAUUCCCAAGUCGACCUCGACGAAAGUUCCUGAGAUGGAGCAGGCACCGAUCCACCAGCAACGACAGGGACUUCCCUUCCGAGGUCAGCGGCAGCACCGAGGGCCCCGAAGUCGCUCGGGAGCUCCUCUGGGCGCGCACCCAAGCUGUCGCUGCUCCCGAGAUCGACUUCGCGGGAUUGUCGAACCUGUCGCUGGAGACGUGGGAAUCUAUCCGAAGCAAGCACAACAAACACGAGAGCUUCCGCACCUUCAAGCGCCAAUUGGUCACUCCUAACAUUCCCGCCGUCAUGGAGGUACUCGUCACGGGCGAGCUCCAAUGCAGCGUGGCGGAAGCUUCGGCGCUGCUGUGUUCACCGGGUGAAAGCGAGUUCAACUCGGUCAUGACAAGGAUGCACGGACGCGCGUUCCAGCAUGGCACCGUCGUCCACAACUUCAAAGCCGAGAACCAGGGAGAGGUCCUGCCGGCAUACCGUUGUGUGAAGACGGCGUGCUUCGCUCGUCCACGCUUGGCUCUGUUCGACACUGAUGAGAGGUGGUGCUUCCUGGAAGAGUUUGCCCCCGUGGUGACAGCGACUGGUGUCCAGAGCGACUUUACGCUGUCCCAGAGAUCACUGCGGCCGUCGACGCUGCCUCGAGCACACAAGUUCCACAAGCUGCUCAUGACCAAGAAGACGCGCUGCUACCUGUGCGCACACUUCGUGUGUUCGAAAUGCUGGAUCCGACAGCCUCUGGAGACGGCAAACGGCAGGAAGAUAGCGGUCCUCGUGUGUCCUCACUGCCUGGGCAGCAUCCAGAACUGCAACUACGCGCACCUUGCAGCUUCUUUCGUAUCGGGUCGUGGAAGCGGAAGCAGCGCGAACACAUCGACUGGAGAGCAAAAUCUUCGUCCUGUACAGGUGCUGCCAGACGCUGACGACGCACCUGAACCGGGUCGUGCGGUGGUCUCGUAUCUCGCUGGCGUCUUCAGCGACGAAGAUGACGAAGAAUCGUCCUCCGAGUCUGGGUCGACCGUGGAUCUCAACAACAAGAACGACGCAGCUUCCAAUGUCCUCCAACACCUAACGUCCGUCCUGGAUGAAGGAGUCAACCGCGUGAUGGCCCACUGCUUCUACGAUUCCGACAACAACGCCGACAACGAAGAGCUGGAACCCGAGAUAUCCUCAGCGCUGCGAAAGCUCCAGGCUCAGUUUGCGAGAGAGGUGCUGCCUCUGGAGGCUUGCAUCCUCUCAAACGCUGUGGCGCGAACCUACCCCAUCGACACCACGAGUGGAGGAAGUGUAGCUGGCGUCCCCGUCGGUCCGAUUCCCCCGAACGAGACGCUCCGACUUGAAUCCAUCACACAGGAGCAACUUCUGCUGGCGACGGGGUCCCCCGAACUCACUCUCGUCUGUGAGCUAGUGACUCGGGAAAUGUCGUGCAUGGCGUCGCUGGUGACGAUCGUGGGGAAGACGCUGCAGUACGUGCUAGCGACCGACUAUCCAUCCUUCCAGUACGCCGAGCAGCCUCGAGAGCACACACUCUGCCAGCACCUGCUGAUGGGGGACAGACCCAUGCUCGUCCAGCAUCCAGAAGCCGACGUCCGCUUCUGCAAUUUGAGUCUCGUCGUGGACUACGGCAUUCAGUUCUACGCUGGCUUCCCCAUCUUCAGUCGUGACGGCCUCGCCGUGGUUGGAUCACUCUGCUGUCUCGAUACUCGUCCGCGAGAAAUGACUCAGUCCCAGUACUCGACACUCUUGCACCUCACGCGCACAGCGUCGAGUAUCAUCGUGACGAAGUGUCUCCAACGACGCGGUCUCCAACGGCUCCAAAAGUGA
Molecule: messenger RNA, 1851 nt
Organism: Phytophthora sojae
Lineage: Eukaryota; Oomycota; Peronosporomycetes; Peronosporales; Peronosporaceae
Exons: 4
Coding region: 1-1851 (616 amino acids)
Molecular function (GO): protein binding
Source: RefSeq, a predicted model, not a curated record